CGAUGCGAACCAGGUCGACUCCUUUUUCGAACCAGGAACCUCGAAUAGAACUCCACUGAUGGGAAGGUCUGUUGGUAUCGACUCGUCGCCCUCCGUUUUGCGCCGUUUUCCCUGAUCGAGAUGACGGAGAUGUAUUCGGGUCUCCAUGUGGGCCAGCGGUUUGCAUCAUUGGAAGACUUUAAAGCUCUGGUACGGAGUAUAUCUGUGCGGCAACAUUGGGAACUUCGCGUGACGCGGAGCAACAAGAAGAGUGUGGUGAUAGGCUGCCGGUCCUCGCCCAAUUGCUUCUUUCGUGUCGUUUGUCGUGCAAACAGGAACGCAACAUAUAUCAGCAGUCUUCAGGACAGUCAUAGCUGUCGACGAAAUGCGACCUCGACGACCAAGACCCCGGCUCGCUCGGAAGCCUCCCAUGUGCGGUUCCUGCUCAGUGAGAUACCGAAACUAUUUGACAUGCGAAACAAAAUCAAGGCGCAGGAUAUUGUUGACGCGGUGAAACGGUAUCACGGAUACGAUAUAUCCACUAGGCAGGCCCAACGUGCCCUAAUCAGACUUCAGCAGAGGGGUUCUCAGCAGCAAAGCGAUGCAGCCAACUCGUCAAGUGGGGAGGACCGACAGGAGUCUCAGCCACCGCCUGUAGAAGGGCAGAGUGAGGGUUCAGCUUAUGCUGGCAUUCCGGGUCAGAGAUGGAUGCCUGAGUCUGUUCCGCCGAAUCUAGUUGAUAAUCCCCAGUCACAAAACGAAGAUCCACCAAAUCCUACCUUUUCCGCUACACCUUUACAGGGACAGCCGAUACAGCAACAUCCCCAGCAGUUACAAAAUCCUCAAAGGAUACAGUCCACGGUUCAAACGCAACAACCACUACCUCCUCCUACACCGGUUCUGCAAGCGCCAGCGGUUCCACAGCAUGAGCCGACGUCCCUCAACCAUCCCCUACACGCCCAAGUAACCUCACAACAACCUUCCUAUUCUCUACCAACACCAAUACAACCUACUCCUCGACAGGCAGGGCUCACCAAGUCUCCGACACAAACUCAGCCCCAACCUACUCAAGGCCAUCCUUCCGCACCGCAACUAGUUCUUACAAAUUUCAAGAUCGAAUUCUCCUGCACCACGUGUGGUGCUCUCAACCAGAGCUUCUUUCCUAAUCAAGGAAACGUGACUGGCGGGCAUUACAUUCCUCCGCAUCCUAUUCCCGAUCAUGCCAGUAUACCGCACGGCGCCGGCCCAUCGGCACCCACGGCCGCCGCUCAGGCCAUCGUUGAAAGCCUCCAGCACAUACCCACAAUAGUCCUACAUAAGGUCUGAAUAACCUUCAUUUUCCACUCCUUUGCUUUUAUAUAAUUCCGGAAUACAUUCUCUAAUACGUUACCCUGAGAUUGGUGAACGCUGUUUCACAUAACUUAGCCUCGCAGCCUCUCUCUCUCGCAGUCUCACUUCCGCUUUCUCGUGGAAACCCUCUCAUACUUGCCUGUAUGGCCCAUCAUUUUCAAAUGCCUUUUUUUCCAUCUCUAUCUUUUUCAUUUUCCUUUUUCUUGUUAUCAUCUACUACCCACAUAUACGGUCGAUUCCGUUUUUUAGUGCAUACCCAGACUUGACCAGCGGCACUUCCCCAAUCAAUAGAUAGGAUUUACGUCCUGAUAAUAUAUAUCGGC
Aspergillus nidulans FGSC A4 is the source of this 1652-nucleotide messenger RNA. RefSeq lists its product as uncharacterized. The record is from RefSeq and is a predicted model, not a curated record. Bases 121 to 1305 code for a protein of 394 amino acids. Lineage: Eukaryota; Fungi; Ascomycota; Eurotiomycetes; Eurotiales; Aspergillaceae. The transcript has 2 exons.